This is a messenger RNA of Cylindrotheca closterium, 1227 nucleotides long. NCBI's taxonomy places the organism in Eukaryota, Bacillariophyta, Bacillariophyceae, Bacillariales, Bacillariaceae. The record is from the annotation of a GenBank genome assembly.
AUGGCUUCUAGAUCUCAAGGCGGUCAUCCUCACAUGGACGAAAAUCGAUCCUACAUGUCUGCAAGAACCGGUUAUACAGGCAAUGCAUCACAAGCUGGAUCCUUGGCGCCUCAACCCUUGGCUCAGCCUCAACCAGCUCCUCAUCCUCCGUUUUACCGAAUUCUGGGUUGCAUUGAAUGCUACAACCCUAAGCGAGAAAUCUUGGAAUAUGAUUAUUCAUACGAUGAUGUUAAUGGAAACAAGCCACCCCAAAGCUACCCACGCAUCCGAGAACGGGGAGAAUACUACAUCGAUUCAUACAAUUCUGAACCAUGGUCCGUCUCUUUCGGUACAACUGAGGCAAAUGGAAUUUGGUUCAACAGUUCGGACCAAGCAGGUUCCAUCAUGUCUGCUCUUGUCUGGCUACUUUUGCUUUAUUCGGCAGUGACAGUCACUUUGUUGACAAUCACUGAGGGUAUCCCGGUAUCAUUAGGAAUGGUAUACAACGUAUUGUGCGCAAUGGCAUUGGCGUGCCAUGCCAAGACAUCUCUGACUGAUCCUGGAAGUGUUCCUUUGGCUGCAAUCCCAAGCGAGCGCCAACGACUUAUGAAAGAAUCCCACUCUAUGUGUGGGCAAUGUCAAACAUUCAAGCCACCCAUGUCGCACCACUGCAGAAUCUGCAAUCGCUGUAUCAGUAAGAUGGACCACCACUGUCCUUGGAUGAACAACUGUGUCGGUGCUUCCAACUUGAAGCAUUUCUUGCUAUUUUUGCUUUACACUUGGACAUGCGCUGCAUUCGCAUUGUCUUUGUUUGGUUGGAAUUAUUUCUUUUGCGCGGAUGAGGACUGUACAUUCCACCCCAUUGUUGUUCACCUUGUUCGCGCCAUGACUCUGCUCUGUGUCGGUGCAUUUUUGUUUACGUCAUCAAUGUUGAUGAACGUUUGCUACGGUCUCAUGACUGGAAUUGGUACGAUUGAUCGACUCAAGAAAAAGGCAACAAACACCAUGUCACAAAGUGACGAGGAGCCGAUUCCAUUGAAGGAUGUGUUUGGAAUCCAGGGAUACCACACUUGGCCAUUCCCAAUUGACCCCAUCUUUGAGGAUUACGAUGUGGUUAUGGGAUACUGCACUCCUCAAAGACUAGACAGAGAAAGGCAGUUCAUGGAAUACAAGCGCCCUGUCCCUGAUGUACAAACAGCAGGAAGUAUGGAGCUACCCAAGUGCAUCAAUGAUUUGCUCCCUGUUUAA